CUGAAAACAAUGGCGGCAGUCGUAUGACGCGUCUCGAUUCGGCACACCGUAUGUUGCUCCGCCGUCCGCUUUACGCACAAGCGAUUUGUUGAUUUUCAUCGCGAAUUCGAUCGAAUACUGGUCCUGUGAUUUGUAUUUAUUUGAAUUUUUUGAUCCUGGUGCGUAUACCGACCGUGUGGACGUAACGAUUUUUGCGUAAUAAUCGUAAUAUAACAAUAAUAAUGACAGUUUAUCGGUGGCGAUACCGACGACAACCUGUACAGACACCUUAGAUCGGCUAAGUUCGAUCUCUGUAUCGAUAAGUGUAUGUGUGAGUGAGUGUUUGGCACACGGUGAUUGAUUUUUGAUUAAUCAUUGCAACCAUCGAUCCAUUCAAGACUUAUCACAAUGUACGUCGACCUGACGUGAACACGGACGCAAUCAUCAACGACCGUCCGCUGGACCACUUUUAAUGUUGACGAUGCAAAUGUGAGUAGCUGAUCAAAUUCAUUCUACUAAACUGGCGAGCUACCAUCUGAAUUGCGGUCCUGAAGGAUUGGACCAAGGUGCAUUGUUAGGGGGCGGCUGUGGUGUGUUGCAGCAACAAUCCGCCGCCCCCGGCAUGGCCGAUGUCGUUGUCCAUAAGCGACAAGCGGUUAUUGACAGACUAAAAAGACGAAUGGAAGGGUACAGGAGGCAUAACCAAGACUGCGUUCCACGCUAUAGCAACGCAUUCGCAGAACAGCAAAAUGUACAAGAAACAUUAAUGCUCAAACAAAAGUACAUGGAAACAAAGACCAAAAGGAACGUUAAAAAGAAUGACAAAAAACCCAUGGAAAAUGGCAAUACUAUGCCGAAAUUCGGCUCGAAAAGACCGUCCAGUGAAGAUAUGGAUGGGUCAGACGGCAUAUACCAUGAUGGUAUGCCAGCGCCCCCUAAGUGCGUACCCAUUCCGCCGUGUGGUAACAACGGAGUUGGCGGCGGCCCUCAACAGCAACAACAACAGCAGCAACAACAACAACAGCAGCAGCAACAGCAGCAACAGUCUCCCCAUGCCAAAAAUGACGCGAGCAACAAUGCUAAGUUCAGCGUGAAAAUCGUGCAGGAACUUGAGUUUAGCACCAGCGAACACCAGCAUAACGCUCAGAUCUCCACCAACCUGACGCUGACGUCGGUCAACACGUCAGUGCAGAGUGACGUUACCACGAAACAGUCGGCAGGCGGGGGCCCUGGUGCGGGUGGCGGUACUGUGCCUACCGCGUCCGGCGGCGGUGGGAUUCCACCUGGAAGUGCAGCGGGGACGGCUGGCCCACCGACUGACCACACGAUGCAUGAGUGCAAGCAAGAGCAACCGGACCUGAUGGACUUCCCGGGCGACGGUGACCUCAACGACCUGUCGUUCAUCAACAACGACACCAACGAACCCAUAUUGGCCGUCGACACAGACACGCUGACCGAGAUCAUCUCCGACCUUAACAGCGAGGGCAUCACGCCGGCUGACUUCAACCAGGUGGACCUGUGUGACAAACGGCCCAUAAAGACAGAACCUGAUGCCAGGUGCACACCACCGGUUAAGUCUCCGUAUGACCAACACCAUCAGCAGCAGCAGCAGCAGGUACACCAACAGCAGCAACACCAACAACAGCAGCAGCAGCAGCAGCAGCAGCAACACCAGCAGCAGCAGCAGCGAGGUGGCGGCGGUGGCAACAAUAAUUAUUCGAAUUGCGUGGCCGCCGAGACGCUAAAGCAGUUGGCUGAACAGCACAACAACCAGCAGCAGAGGCCAGACAAGUGCGGUUACGAUUUCCCUUACCAAUCCCCCGGUUCCGUGCCGGACUUUAUACACUCGCCUAGCACUCCCGUAGGCACUCCCAACCCGAACGGUUACAACAUGAUGUCACCCGUUAACUCCAUGUACCACCAGCAGCAACAACAGCAGGAAAAGCAACAGCAGGAGAACAACAACUAUUACCAUCCUCAGGAACAACCCAAGCCGAGGAUGAAGCAACAACAGCAGCAGCAACCACAACAGCAACAGCAGCAGCAGCAACAACAACAACAACAACAACAACAACAACAACAGCAGCAGCCGACGACGGUGGCGCAGCGGCAGCAGAAACAACAGUUGCCACCGCCACCCACGUCCCAACAGCAGCAACAGCAACCUCUACAGUCACCCCAGUCCCGGUACAACCAGUAUAACGGUCACGGAAGUCCUCAGUAUCCUGUGUCGGCGGCCCGCAGGAUAACGCCGUCGCCGGGUGCAGCCUCGGCGGGCGUCCUAUCCCCGCAGCAGCCCAACGCUGCCAGCCCUGAUGUGGUGGCCAGCUCGUUCCAAAUGUCCCAGUCCCAACAAGUUCACGUCAGCCAACAAGGCCAACAACAGGCUUUUGGUCAAGCGCAAGCCAUCCAAGACAGACUUAUGACCAGUGCUUCAGUCGCUUCGACAACAGCACCAAAUUGUGGGGCGCCCAUGCAGCAAUACUAUAAUUCCAACUGCGGAGACAACGGACAACAGUCCUACAUGCAUAUGACCCAGUCACAGAGUAUGACAUUCUCACAACAGCGUGCUAGACUGCUCAGUGCAGGAGCCAGUCCAACCAAUAUUCGACCACCAACUAAUGUACAGCAGUCCAACAUGAAUAACGAACAUCACAUGUUACCUCAGCACAUGAAUAGGACACCCAACCAGAUGAAUAUGAUGGGUCCUGGUGGAUGUCGACCACCUCCUCCUGAAUACAAACUAAACGUUGCCCAAAAUAUGGGUAUGUGCCAAACCCAGUUUCCUGCACAAGGAUACAUGCCAUCUGCCCGGCAGUCUUUACCACAAGGCGCUCAAUCUAGACGACCUAUACAACAACAACCUAUUCCCCCUUCAGGACCUAUGCUACGAUCACAAAUGGCUAAUACUGGUGGUGGUGGUCCAAUGGCAGGUGGCUAUGAUCGUAAUAUGUCAUCAGUUCAAAGAAAUAUGAUGUACCCAGGCUCAGGGAAUCUUCAACGGCCACCAAAUGUCACACCAAGUUCAGAAGCAUUUAACAGUGAUUGGCAGCAAUUGUUAGCAGCAAGACAACAACAGCAGCAACAUCAGCAACAGCAACAACACCAACAUCAACAACAGCAGCACCAACAACAACCACAUCAACAACAAACACAUCAACAACAACAACAGCCACAACCUCACCAGCACCAACAACAUCAAUUUAGACCCACAGUUAGCCAAGCCUCAAUUGGAAAUUUAAACCAAGCUGGAAACACUCCAGUAAACAAUAUUGGUGCAGGUUAUGGUGGUGCUAAUCCAAGUAUAAAUGCUUGCCAAACAGGACCAAAUAAUGUUCACUUGAUGGCUGGACAAAUGCAGCACAUGUCUGCUAGAAUGGGUAAUGGACAGCAAACUAUGACACAGCAACAACAUGCCAAUAUUAGUAUGCAGUCACAAAAUAAUCAAAUGUCAGUAAAUCUUCAGAUGUCCCAAGCAAUGAAUGUUAAAAUGGGUGGAGGUGGCCAGAGUCGUAUGACUACUAAUGCACAGAUGGUUCCUCAACAACCACAACAACAACAACAACCUCAACAUCCAUCACAUCCACAACACCCACAACACUCUCAACAUCCUCAACAUCAUCAUCAACAACAACAGCCUCAACCUCAGCAGCACCCGUCCAUGAUGCGAGCACAGCAACAACAGUCAUUCACCCAACAGCAACAACAGCAAGCAACAAUGAAUACUGGAAAUCCGUAUCAGCGUAACAUGACUUCUGGCUACGGAGCUAACCCACAUCAGCAGCAGUAUCAGCAGCCAAGCACAACAAUGCAACCUGCCCCCGUUGCAAAUCCAACAACUAUGUUAAACACCAACAAUGGAUUACCGUCCCGUAAUUCAUUUAGUCCCAGUGAUUUCAAUUUCGAUUUUCUCGAUCAGCCACUCGCUAAUGAUAGUAAGAAUGGUUUUAACAAUAAGCAACAGACGUUUGGUGAUUUUAACUUUGAUUUCCUUGAUGCUCAUUAAACGUUUUUAUAAUACUGCAUUAGACAUUGGCACCUUGACAUAGAUCGAUAUUUAAUGCUUGUGAUAUUAACUAUGAACUUGAUCACAUUGUUUUGAAAGUUGCACUACGGCCAAUGUAGCUUAAAUAAAAAUUUACCAUCUUUUUAAAAAUGUUUUAAGUUUAUUUUUAAUAAGUAAAAUUGUAUUCUUAAAUAUAAUUUUUGAAAAAUUUCAGUAAUAGUUUUGUUUAUGAUUGAACAAUCAUUUUUGAUGGCCAAUACAAAUGAUGAAAUCCAGUGCAAAUGCAAAGCUACAUAGGCUGUAUAAAAUAACUACUAUUAGCCUAACUUGAAAGACAUAUUAUUUAUAUUGUAUUUUAUAACUAUUUAGAAAGGUAAAUGUCAAAUAUGACAUUUUGUUCCUACUUCUCUUUUUCUUUCUCACUGUUUCUACUGUGCAACUUGCAUACAAUAAAUAUUGUUACCACUCAAUGAGUUAAGGAUUUAAUUGAUGGGAUGUCAACAGUGCAUUUAUUGUCAUCUAUAUUUUCCUUUACCUGGUACAAUAUUAUAAUAAAUUAAUUGUAAUGUGUGUUUUGAAAGAGGUACCGAGUAGUUAUUAUUCAAUUACCUUACUCAUUAAACAGGUCGUUAUCUUAUUUGUGAACAUGCGACCAAAAUAAUUAACCCAAGUUACCAAAUGAUGGUCAGCAAAAAAUAAAAAUACUUCAUUAUGUGAAAGAAUAUUGAAAAUCUUAUAAAAAGAUGAAAAAA
Molecule: messenger RNA, 4737 nt
Organism: Myzus persicae (green peach aphid)
Lineage: Eukaryota; Metazoa; Arthropoda; Insecta; Hemiptera; Aphididae
Product: neurogenic protein mastermind-like
Exons: 8
Coding region: 602-3985 (1127 amino acids)
Biological process (GO): positive regulation of transcription by RNA polymerase II; Notch signaling pathway
Cellular component (GO): nuclear speck; PcG protein complex; ubiquitin ligase complex
Molecular function (GO): chromatin binding; ubiquitin protein ligase activity; transcription coactivator activity
Source: RefSeq, a predicted model, not a curated record